CUUCCUCUUCUGUCACAAAAUACAGAUACAUACUUUACACUUUCAGUGUUCAUGACACAACGCUCAGCCACCCCUGGUCCCUUUGACUACUCUAUGAUCCACCAGAUAACAGCAGAUUGACAUGGACAAACAUUUACAAGGAGGGAAAGCAUUUGGAUUCCUCAAGUCUCAGCAGGAUGUGAAACUGAACUCCAUCAAUGAGGUUUUUCUCACAGAUCCUAAAUAUGCAGAGGAGGAGGACCUCAGCUCAAAACUGGAAAUGUUUAAAAACAAAUACAUGGAAUUUGAUCUCAAUGACCAAGGAGACAUUGACAUGAUGGGGCUGAAGCGCAUGUUGGAGAAGCUGGGUGUGGCAAAGACUCACUUGGAGCUGAAAAAGAUUAUGUCAGAUGUGGUUGGCGGUGCUGCACGAGACACGUUCUGUUACACAGACUUUCUCAAUAUGAUGCUAGGGAAGAGGAAUUCCAUACUCCGACUGAUCUUGAUGUUUGAGGAGAAAGGGAAAGACCAGGAGCCCAAAGAGAGUGGACCACCGCAAAGAAAGACUUUUUCAGAUCUGCCCUGAAUGCAAUUAGUUAUGGAUCCAAUCUGUUCAUAUAAAACCUGAAUGUCAAAUGAACCGGGUUAUACAGGUUUCAUUGGAAGGAAUAAAGAAAGGUUUGAUUGAUCCAUAGGCAUGUCCAUUUGUUGGUGAAAAACGUGUGUGCAGCUGCAGAACCUCAUAUCAAGCAAUUGAUCGAAAAUAUACUUAACAAAGUAUAUCAAUUGUCAGCAUUUCUGAUAAAAUGAUAGAAUCCCAUAACAGAUGAGUGUUUGUGUAAUGGUGAAAAACAUCACUCAAAGUCAAAAGUAAAAUUAUAUAUUCCAUUUCUUUCUAUGUACGUGUCGAAUAAAAAUAGAGUAAACCUUG
Molecule: messenger RNA, 910 nt
Organism: Oncorhynchus gorbuscha (pink salmon)
Lineage: Eukaryota; Metazoa; Chordata; Actinopteri; Salmoniformes; Salmonidae
Product: allograft inflammatory factor 1-like
Exons: 6
Coding region: 122-565 (147 amino acids)
Biological process (GO): ruffle assembly; actin filament bundle assembly
Cellular component (GO): ruffle membrane; actin filament
Molecular function (GO): calcium ion binding; actin filament binding
Source: RefSeq, a predicted model, not a curated record